AAAGGAGGAGUUGCUUCUUACCUUGUUGGAGGCUUCGGUCAAAUCCAAUACACUCCAGAGAGAGAGAGAGAGAGAGAGAGCAGAGAAAAGAAAAGGAGAGAAAGAAGCGGUUGGAGAUAUUCCUUCUUCCGUUGUAAGACAAUUACUUACUAUGCCCUUCGUCUAAAGUUGUUGGAAUGGUGUAGCUGCUGAGGAAAGUGUUGUUGGCGAGGGGUAAUUUGGGAAUUGGAAGCAGAGCGAGAGGGUUGCAGUGGCCAUGAUGGAAAUGGCAGGCGUUGGUCUUCUGUCAUGUAUGAAACCCUAAUAAAAGAGGAAGAAGAAAGAAGUGAAAAGACGAAAAUAACUCUAAAUGAGAGCCCUUAGGCGGACUCACACAUCGUCAUCUUCGUGGAUCCAUUUACGAUCGGUUCUCUACGUUGUUGUCUCGUCAUCGUCUUCUUCGUCGUCACCCAUUUCAGAUCGGAAUAAUUUUAAAUCACCAUGGUCCCGCAAGAGAAGGAAGCAUCCCCUUUCACCGGAACAGUGGAAAAGUCUAUUUUCACAAGAUGGAAAACUCCGAGAUGGCGGAGUGAAAGUUCUAAAAAAAGUUCGCAGCGGGGGUGUCGACCCAAGAAUCAGGGCGGAGGUUUGGCCUUUCCUACUUGGAGUCUAUGACUUAAAUAGUACGAAGGCGGAAAGAAAUUCAAUUAGGACACAGAACAGAAAAGAAUAUGAGAGCCUGAGAAGACAAUGCCGGCAGCUCGUAAAGCGCAGUAAUUAUAGUUGUAAGAAGUUGAACGAAGUAGGGGAUAUUAGUUUUGAAGAGAGGUAUAGCUUUAAUCUAGAUGUAGAUUCUCCUAGCUCUGAAGAUGUGGUUAGUGCGAGGGAGUCCCUCUCCACUGAGGGAGACAGCCCAGAUGAUGAUGACACCCAUCGUCUAGUGAAUGAGGAGGAAGCCUCUCCCUCCAAGUCAUGUAUAGAAGAUGAUGAAGAAAUAGAAGAUAGGAGCAUUGUCACCCACCGGCGUGCUCUUGGGGCGGACACAGAAUCUUCAGACUCCGAAUCCUCGGUUGAAGCAUCUGGAAGCAUGCAAAUGUGCCCAGUUUUCAACGUGACCAAAGAGAGCCAUCGUGAGCUUGCCAAGAUUGAAUCUUUGGAGGAAAAGAGCUCCUCCAGAGCUCAGGCCGCCGAGGAUUUUGCCACGUGGCAGAGGAUAAUCCGGCUCGACGCCGUGCGUGCCAGUUCCGAAUGGGUUGUUUACUCACCGGCCCAGGCUGCAGUGUCAGAGGCCAGAGCAUGGAGGGCGGCUGAAGCCGUCAGGCUGAAGGACUAUGACCACCUAGAGCCGUCCGGGAUAUUCCACGCGGCGCGCCUGGUGGCUGUCCUCGAAGCAUACGCGCUCUAUGACCCAGAGAUUGGUUACUGCCAGGGGAUGAGCGACCUGUUGUCACCCAUAAUUGCUGUGAUAGAGGAGGACCAUGAAGCCUUUUGGUGUUUUGUUGGGUUUAUGAGGAAGGCCCGGCACAACUUUAGGCUUGACGAGAUGGGCAUCAGGAGGCAGCUGAACGUAGUGUCCAAGAUCAUAAAAUCCAAGGACUCACACCUCUACAAGCACCUGGAGAAGCUCAAAGCAGAAGACUGUUUCUUCGUUUACCGGAUGGUGGUGGUCCUAUUCAGGAGGGAGCUGAGCUUCGAGCAGACGGUGUGCCUGUGGGAGGUGAUGUGGGCGGACCAGGCGGCGAUCAGGGCCGGGAUAGGGAAGUCCGCAUGGGGAAGGAUAAGGCAGAGGGCUCCACCAACGGAUGACCUGCUGCUCUAUGCGAUUGCUGCAUGCGUGCUGCAGAGGAAGAAGCUGAUCAUAGAGAAGUACAGCAGUAUGGAUGAGAUUAUAAGGGAAUGCAACAACAUGGCGGGGCAGCUCGAUGUGUGGAAGCUGCUGGAUGAUGCCCAUGACUUGGUGGUGACCCUACAUGACAAAAUACGAUAGGAUUUGAGCCUUCUCUCCAUCUUCUUCUUCUUCUUUUUUCUUUCUUUUUUUGUUGUAUUUUUUUCUUCAUUUAUGGGGUCACAACGAAGGAGCAUUCUCAUAGCAUGUUCUACUAACGAUGUGAUAAUUCUACUGUAAUUUGCCACCUUCAAUGCUUCAUGGUGGUACAAGAAAGGAAAAGAAAGAAAGGGGUAAGUAAUGGAAAAUGCCCUCUUUAUUUGGGUUUA
This is a messenger RNA of Magnolia sinica, 2193 nucleotides long. RefSeq names its product rab GTPase-activating protein 22-like. The coding region runs from base 350 to 1966 and encodes 538 amino acids. Gene Ontology annotation, biological process: activation of GTPase activity. Gene Ontology annotation, molecular function: GTPase activator activity. Lineage: Eukaryota; Viridiplantae; Streptophyta; Magnoliopsida; Magnoliales; Magnoliaceae. The transcript has 5 exons. The record is from RefSeq and is a predicted model, not a curated record.